This is a messenger RNA of Caenorhabditis remanei, 294 nucleotides long. RefSeq lists its product as uncharacterized. The record is from RefSeq and is a predicted model, not a curated record. The coding region runs from base 1 to 294 and encodes 97 amino acids. NCBI's taxonomy places the organism in Eukaryota, Metazoa, Nematoda, Chromadorea, Rhabditida, Rhabditidae. The transcript has 3 exons.
AUGUCUUAUUACGGUGGCUAUGGUAGUUGUGGAGGUGGAAUACUUGGAUCAGUACUCGGAAUGGCUGGGGGUUACGGUGGCGGUUACGGUGGCGGAGGUUACGGUGGAUAUGGAAGAUGUGGAGCUGAUAACAUAUUCUAUCGUUGGCGUUGCUGUGAUUAUAGUCCCUAUGAAUGUUGUAUCCAGUUGGAAACUUGGGUCGUCGUUUUCCUUGUAAUCUUCAUAAUUGGAUUCUUUGUUUGUUUGUGUGCCUGUUUGGCAGGAUGUGUAUGGUCUGCUCGCAACCGUCAGUAA